This is a messenger RNA of Electrophorus electricus (electric eel), 3694 nucleotides long. The record is from RefSeq and is a predicted model, not a curated record. NCBI's taxonomy places the organism in Eukaryota, Metazoa, Chordata, Actinopteri, Gymnotiformes, Gymnotidae.
AGUUCCUAUAGGCUCAUGCGAAGACAAAAUUAAUCAUCCCGUGUCGUGAAACAUUGCGUCACUUUAUUCUUCGACAAGUGAAAAGUAAAACAGUCUCGCUCUGAAUUACGGUUGGCAGAGACUCUGUGCACAAAAGACGCCCGCCAAGAGGAACUGUUCGAGAGGAGCGCGAGCGAGUCGGCGCGUGGAGGCGUAAUAAACAAUCCCCAGCUCGAGGGACGCAAACUCGAAGGCGCUUCCUGGCCGAAACCAGUUCUGCACUCAACAAAAAUGGAUUUGACCCGCUGUUUAAAACCCACGCAGGUAAGAACAGGUCUCGUGGCGAGACUCCGCGGCGUUUGAUGCGGAGCUUGGAGAGGGUGGAAGGGUUGUGAAAACCUCGCGCUACCUCCGCGAGCGGGGCUGUUGUGCAGAAAAUGGCGUCAUCCUUCUCUUGUUCUGCCUGAGCAUGGCAGGGACGAGCUCGCUCUCGGCGAGCUAAAGUGGCCUUCCCUCGCGCUUUAACGGGCUGCAAAUCCCAGAUUAGAUUCCAAUGACCGUUGCUGCGGUCCGUGCGGCGCUUCUUAGUCUCACGACUGUAAUGUGUCGUUAAGGGGAACACGCGCAAAGCCGGAAGGGUCACCGCGCCUGUGCGCCACGCUACUUCUGGAUUUCCAGCUCUGCGGUGGAGGACAUGGAUCUCUCGGCAGAGAUGCGGUGGAGUAAUGAGAAGUCCUGUCAGACAGACGUGUUGUGCCAUGAGCCGCCCAAGGUGUGCCAGCCGCCGGUGUACAGCGUUGAGCUUGGAGACCCUCCCUUACUGCAGAGACAGCAGAACACAUCCAAGUCCGGCAUCCACCAGAUCAUCGAAUGUUUCCGUACAGGUACUACACAGUUGAGGCACAUUCUGCUCCGGGAGGUAGACACCAUCUUUGAGUGUAAACUCUGUCGGAGUCUCUUUCGUGGCCUUCCGAACCUGAUCACGCACAAGGAGUUCUACUGCCUCCCCAGACUGCCAGAAACAGAAGAGCACACGGGGAGCGACAGACAAAGCCUGGCGGUUAAAGACUUGCUGGAGACCCUGUACCCUCGGCCAGAGGGUCAUGUGGUACGACUGGAGCCCAUGGAGAGCAACCCCAACGCUGUGUACCAGCAUGUGGUCAACAAGGACGGCGGAGGCCCCCCUUCUCACGAUCAGAGCUCCGCCCACAGCAGAGAGAGCUUGCGCAGGCCUACACCGCCCCACGCGGAGGCAAAAGCGGGGGAGGAGCCACAGAUGGACGGAGAGAGUGAGGAUGAGUGCAGCGAGGACGAGGAAGGCCAGAGUGAGGAGCAGAUGGAGGAGGCGGACGGAGACGAUGGAGUGGUCCUGGACGACGACGAGGACGAGGACGAGGAGAGUGACAGCGACAGUGACAGUGACGACGAAGAAGAAGAAGAUGAUGAGGAAGAUGAAGGAGACCAGGAGGAAGGUGAUGGUGUGCGCGACCUGGUCAUCACCUGCUGCAUGUGCGGGAAGGACUUCAACACGCGGCGCGGCGUGCGCAGACACUGCAGGAAGAUGCACAAGCAACGUCUGGAAGAGCUACGGAAGUUCACGGAGACGCGCACGGUUCCGAUCAGCCUGCUGUCGGUGAUGAAGGACCGUCUGACGGGCCAGAUCCACCCCCCCUCCACCGACGGCAAGCGCUGUCCCAUCUGCGCCAAAACCUUCGCCACCAAAGCCAACGUCCGCCGCCACUUUGACGAAGUCCACCGCGGCCUCCGCCGAGACCUCAUCACACCUGACAUCGCCACCAAACCGGGCGAGCUGGACUCCGCCUCCCCGCGCCGUGGCCCCGCCUCCGUCCGCCCCAAGCCCCUGUUGCCCCUCCCCCAGUACAACCUGUCUACCCUCAAGUGUCUGCUGUGCAAGAGGACCUACAGCACGCUGGCUCGGCUGAAGAGACACAUGCGCUUUGUGCACAAGGUCACCGUCCGCGGCUGCAGGGGCCAGGACGGGGGCCAGGAUGGGGCCCAGGACGGGGGCCAGGGCUCCCCGGACGACGAGAGCCGGCCGGAGCGCGCCAGCCCCCUCAUGCGCAGACACAAACUCGCCCUGGGCUUCGACUUCAAGCAGCUGUUCUGUAAACUGUGUAAGCGUCAGUUUAGCUCGCGGGAGAAUCUGGCCAAGCACAUCGAGCUGCACACCGACAACGGCAGUGACAUCUUCAUUAAGUUCUACCGCUGUCCUGUCUGCUGCUACGAGUCCCGCCGCAAGCGCGACGUCCUGCGUCACGUCACCGUGGUGCACAAGAAGAACACGGCGUACUUGGCCAAGAUCCUGCCGGUGUUGGAGAGCCGCGUGGUGAAGAAGCCCGCCGAGGUCGUGCUGGGCGACGGCACCAAGCGCCGGCACGCCAGGGGAGACGUCAACGGACGCAAGGCCGACGGCCCCGGGCCCUCGCCGCCCGUCACCCGCAAGCAGAGCCUGUUCCCGCGUGGCACCCAGAGCUCAGAUGGCCCCGCCCAUCACGACCAGGACGUGCAGGACGGCACAGAGGUGCGAGUCACCAAGAACUUCUCGCUGCACGCGUGUGACAUGUGUGGCCGCGCAUUCGCCAAGAAGGUUUACCUGGAGUCGCACAAGAGGAGCCAUCGCAACGCAGCCCACGGCGAGGCCAGGACGGCGGGCGUGAGCACGCGCUCCAAGUCCCUGCUCUGAUCCCUUUAGAUGAUGUCCUGGCUCCCUGACGGUGAGGACCAGAGUCUUGGAGGAUGUCGGAGGAAUGAGCUGCUAAUCGUAUCGAGGGAGAAGAACUGGACCAGAGAGAGAGACAUGACAGAGAUUCAUUGUAUAUACUUGACUGUACAUACCACAAUACUGGUUCAUCUGAGCACAUCUUUUCAUCUCAAGUGCAUUUUGGGCCUCCAGGUUGGGGGAGUGGUCUCUUCGUUCAAGACAGCCAUUCUGGGUUGCUGUGGGCUGUUGGUGAAUGAACCAUGUAUCAGAGAGGACUGAAACACUACACGGCUGCUUGAGGGGAAGGCCUCUGUGCUCCUGGCUGGGCUGCUCAUGUCCUGCACGUGCACGUCACACCGGCGGCCCGAUCUCGUACCGUUGCGUGUGCAGCCCGUUCACCUGUGCACCAGGCAUGAGAGUCGGCAGCCCCAGCACGGUAAUGGCUCGAACCACGCAGUUCUCAUUGGUACUCAGUGCAACCGUUUGGGCUUGCAUCUGGACCCAGUUUUUUCCUUUAGUGCUGGAGGAUGCCAUGUGCUUAGGACUCAACACCACUGGAAUGUUUUUACAGUAUUUUUCUGUGCCCUUGAACUACAACACAGCCUCUGUUUUUUGUUUUUUUGUUUUUUUUUUGGGGGGGGGGGGGGGGUGUUUUGUUUUUUUAAGUUGAACUGUAUUAACCUGAGGGAGUAUUUGCUCCAAGACAAACUCCGGGUCAAAACGGGAAGAGCUGCCAUCGUUUGACGUUGACGUGUGUUUAAUGCAGAUAUCUACAGAGGGAUGAAAUUGCCAUCUUACUCAUUCCGUGCUUUUGGACACGGCGCUUGUUUCGAACCGCACGUGCAGCCGGUUUCCUCACCUACGGGGUCUUGUCAUUUCUCUAGACUCCGUGAGGAAGGGCGACGCCUCUGGUCUAACUUUUCUCACAGGCUAAAUGAAUGUAUUCAAUUAUGAGUUUUGCUUUAGCGCCAAUAAAGCAGUCUGGAACACUUG